Molecule: messenger RNA, 708 nt
Organism: Strongyloides ratti
Lineage: Eukaryota; Metazoa; Nematoda; Chromadorea; Rhabditida; Strongyloididae
Product: Mitochondrial peptide methionine sulfoxide reductase
Exons: 3
Coding region: 1-708 (235 amino acids)
Molecular function (GO): peptide-methionine (S)-S-oxide reductase activity
Source: RefSeq, a predicted model, not a curated record
AUGAGAUAUGGAUUGAAGGAAGAGAAUAUUUAUUUACUAAGAAUGGCUAGUUGUUGUUUUAAAAAAUUAACUUCAAAUAAAGCAUAUUUUGGUAUGCAAUGUUUUUGGGGUUCUGAAUCACGUUUUGCAAGGGUUAAGGGUGUAACUUGUACGAAAGUUGGUUAUUCUGGUGGUACAAAACCCAAUCCAACAUAUAAAGAUAUUGGUGAUCAUACAGAAAUUGUUGAAGUUACAUAUGAUCCAACUGUUAUAUCAUAUACAGAUCUUUUAGAAAUUUUUUGGAAUUCACAUUCCCCAUUAAUUCACAGAAAAAAACAAUACCAAUCGGCUAUUCUUUAUCUAACAGAUGAGGAGGGUGAUCUUGCUAAAUCAUCAUUAGAUAAUUAUAAACGUAUAUUGGAAAGUGAUGAAGAAAAGAUUGAAACAUAUGUUGAAAAACUAUCUUUUUUUACUGAUGCCGAAGAUUAUCAUCAAAAGUAUUGGCUUCGAAAUGCUCCAGAACUUUUAUCUCUCUUAAAACUUGAAGGAAAAGAUGAUGAAAUAAAAAAUUCAAUAUUAGCAACUAAAGUAAAUGGCUAUUUAGGUGGAGCAUCAGAUUAUUCAGAAUUUCCUAAUAUUGCAAAGAAAUAUGAUUUAAGUGAUAAAGAAAUUGAAUUAAUUAUUAAAUUGUCCGAAGAAAUUUCAAAAUCUCGUAGUUCAUGCCAUUAG